Molecule: messenger RNA, 1308 nt
Organism: Closterium sp. Naga37s-1
Lineage: Eukaryota; Viridiplantae; Streptophyta; Zygnematophyceae; Desmidiales; Closteriaceae
Source: the annotation of a GenBank genome assembly
AUGGACGAUCGCACCAAGGGCCUGGUGCUGGCGGUGACGUCCAGCGUGUUCAUCGGCAGCAGCUUCAUUGUCAAGAAGAAGGCCCUCCGCAUGUCCGCCGUCUCGGGCAUCAGAGCUGGUGCGUGCCACGCCCUCUGGGUGGGUGGGGACGAGCGGUGGGUGGGAUGGGCAAUGGGUGGGGACGGCUGGUGGGUGGGAUGGCUGGUGCUGGCGGUGACGUCGAGCGUGUUCAUCGGCGGCAGCUUAAACGUCAAGAAGAAGGCCCUCCGCAUGUCCGCCGUCUCCGGUAUCAGAGCUGGUGUGUGGGACGGUCGUUUGGGUGGGACCAGCGGUGGGUGGGAAGGGUGGUGGUUGAUGGAGCUGGGUGUGAGAUGCGGCAUGGGAGGUCAUUCAUACCUCAAGGAGCCAUUGUGGUGGGUCGGAAUGAUAUUCAUGGUGUUGGGAGAGUUUGCCAACUUUGCAGCAUACGCCUUUGCCCCAGCCAUCCUCGUCACACCACUGGGCGCCCUCAGCAUCAUCAUCAGCGCCAUACUAGCGCACAUACUCCUUGACGAGAAGCUGCACGUGCUGGGGUGGUUGGGGGCGACGCUGUGUGUGGUGGGCUCGAUAGCCAUCGUGCUGCACGCCCCUCAGGAGAAGGACAUUGAUAAUGUCAAGCAGCUCUGGGCGCUCGCCACUGAACCAGCGUUUGUGAGCUAUUCAGUGAUGGCGCUGGCGCUGAGUGUGUUCCUCGUCUUUAUGCUGGCGCCACGCUACGGCUCCACCAACGUCCUCGUGUACCUCGCCAUCUGCUCGCUGCUCGGCUCCAUCUCUGUGGCGAGCUGCAAGGCCCUAGGGAUUGCCGUGAAGCUGACCCUGUACGGAGACAACCAGCUCUUCUACCCCGAAACCACCUUCUUCGCCGUCGCCCUCACCGCCUGUGCUGUCACGCAAAUCAACUACCUCAACAAGUCACUAGACACGUUCAACACAGCAGUGGUGACCCCCAUCUACUACGUGAUGUUCACAACGCUCACCAUAGUGGCGUCGGUCAUAAUGUACAAGGACUGGGCGGGGCAGACGGCAGAGCAGGUGCUCAUGGAGUUCUGCGGCUUCCUCACCAUCCUCAUCGGCACCUACCUGCUCCACGCCACCAAGGACUUUGCUGGCGAUUCCUCCCGCCUGCACCUCUUCGACCCCUCAGCCCGAGCCACUCCUUCCAAGAACCCGGCAGCCCUCAAAGGGCACAUAGGGCUGGGCAUCAUGCCGUCAGGGGGCUCCAAGGAUGAUAAAGACGACCUUGACCCCGAGGCCAAACCACUUCUGUGA